AUGGGAAGCGCUUGCUUCUUGUUCUGUUACAAUACUCAUCUGUACCAUCCUAAACCUAGAGAAUUAGCUGGUGUUGGCAAUGGUUUUAGUGUAAUUUUCAGUGUCAUCAAGGCUUUCGUAUUACAAAUUUGGAUUCUUGGAUAUCCUACCUCUUCCUAUCAUCCCGUCGAUUAUGAUAAUGACGAAGAUAAAUUUCAGUUGUCGCCGAAAAUCAAUUGGCUCAGAGGGCUUGACAAAGUUGCCAUUAUAGAGUCCUCCGCUCACAGUCAAGAAGAACAGAAGAAGUUUGGCAGGAUUUGCAGUGCGUCACAAGUCCAGUUAGUAAAGCGUUUUUUAAGUAUGAUUCCCAUGUGGACUACCAUUCUUGUGGUUGGUUUGGUAGUAUCAACAGGCGACUCCUUUUUUCCUGAGCAGGGAUACAACAUGAAGUCCUCAGAUUUUAUAGUCUCCCUAUUUAUACUUCAAAGUCUUUCACGGAGAAUGGCCUCCUAUCUGUUAUCUUUAUUAAUCCACUCAAAGUGGAUACCAGAAGCUAAAAAGAAAACGGCUAUACAAGUUGGAAUUUGGGGUGGAAUUGUUUCAUCUAUACUUUGCUCUUCUAUUGCAUGGCAGGUUGAGCAGCAUCGCAGGGCAUUAUCAGACAUGAAUACCAUGAGUAUAUUCUGGCUUUCUCCUCAGUACUUUCUAUUAGGUCUCACGGAAGGGCUUGUUGAAACUGGACUAGAUGAGUUCACCGUUGAGCAGUUCCAGGAUCCAUGGAAAGAGUAUGCAUGCGAAAUUACACAGUUCGUUUUUGGGCUUGGAAGUUUCCUUAGCAUUCUUUAUAUUAAAGCAAACGAAAGCUUGUUUCGUGACAGUCUAUGGGACGUGUACUACCAUCGGCUAACCAUUGUCAGUUAUGUCAAUAUGCUUUUCUUUUUUUCCAUUAUAUACAUCUUCUACAGAUCCAGGUACCCAAAUAUAAGUGGCGGAACCAGAUGUUGGAUCAUCCCGGCUAAAAUUUUCGGAAAAGGAAUAAAGGCUAAUCUCAUCCGCUACCCCUGA
This is a messenger RNA of Pistacia vera, 1044 nucleotides long. Its product is annotated as protein NRT1/ PTR FAMILY 5.5-like. Lineage: Eukaryota; Viridiplantae; Streptophyta; Magnoliopsida; Sapindales; Anacardiaceae. Bases 1 to 1044 code for a protein of 347 amino acids. Gene Ontology annotation, molecular function: transmembrane transporter activity. Gene Ontology annotation, cellular component: membrane. The record is from RefSeq and is a predicted model, not a curated record. Gene Ontology annotation, biological process: transmembrane transport. The transcript is spliced from 2 exons.